Molecule: messenger RNA, 1140 nt
Organism: Gastrolobium bilobum
Lineage: Eukaryota; Viridiplantae; Streptophyta; Magnoliopsida; Fabales; Fabaceae
Product: auxin-induced protein 22B-like
Exons: 4
Coding region: 122-703 (193 amino acids)
Biological process (GO): regulation of DNA-templated transcription
Cellular component (GO): nucleus
Molecular function (GO): protein binding
Source: RefSeq, a predicted model, not a curated record
CUAGUGGCAAAGAACUCUGAACCUUGAUCAUUAUAUUGUGUAAUAGACAAGUUGAAACACAGGGCUUGGAAUACAGAUAUUUGGGUUUUUGAUUGUUUUGGCUUAGAUUACUUGUGGGAAGAUGGAAAACGCAGUGACAUAUGAGCAUGAUCUCAACCUCAAGGCAACCGAGCUUAGAUUGGGGUUGCCAGGGACAGAGGAAAAGGAAGAGAAAAAAACCAUUUCUGGUGUCAAAAGCAACAAAAGGCAAUUGCCCGAAACAUCUGAAGAGUCUGUUUCCAUUUCCAAGGCCUCAAAUAGCCAACAAGUGAAGAAUGAUGCUGCCCCUCCUGCCAAAGAAAAGAUAGUGGGGUGGCCACCAAUCAGAUCAUAUAGGAAAAACAGCCUGCAGGAAGCUCAGGGUGCUGGGAUCUACGUGAAAGUGAGCAUGGAUGGAGCUCCUUACCUCAGAAAGAUUGACUUGAAGAUCUAUGGUGGCUAUCCAGAACUCCUCAAGGCUCUAGAAACCAUGUUCAAGUUGACCAUAGGUGAGUACUCUGAAAGAGAGGGUUAUAAGGGAUCUGAAUAUGCACCUACAUAUGAAGACAAGGACGGUGACUGGAUGCUAGUUGGAGAUGUUCCAUGGGACAUGUUUACGACUUCCUGCAAAAGGCUAAGAAUCAUGAAAGGUUCAGAGGCUAGAGGUUUGGGCUGUGGUGUAUGAGAAACAACUAAAUUACUAUGACAAUGAUGAGCACUAUGCAUGAUUGAGAGUUUUGCUUUCAAGAAAAAUCAGCUUGGGUUCUUGGAACAAUUGGAUUUUGAAUACUGUAUCCGACCACCAUCCCUAUGUGGAGUUGGAUUCUGAAGUAACAAGAUGGAAGAUUAUUUCUACAAGUUUGUCAACAUUUCUGGUUUUUUGAGAUCUGUGAUGGGGUGCUAUUGCUAUUUUUUCCAUUGAACAUUUUCUAUGAGAAUGGAAAUUUGCUUCAAAUGAGCUUUGUGUACAAGAGAGUUAGAUGGGAUUGAUAUGUUCGUCAAAGUUUUUUUGUUUUUGUAUCAAUACAAAAAUACAGUGUAAUACACCAAAUAUUUGUAUCUAUUAUGUUGUCUGUAAUUGAAUGGACACAAAACUAACUGUGCCACAUCCGGAAUUUCUUC